UUUUUCUCUGUUAGACUUUUGGAAGAUGAAAAAGAAAUUGCAAACAAUGCUACUGUCUUAAAGCUGCUUCUAACAAAGACGAGCCUUGCAGUUCCAUCUUUGCCUCCCGGCCUCACAUGUAACAAAGCUGUCAUUGUAGACCUUGAAACUGCUCCAAAUGACUGGCAAGAUGAUCAUACAUGGCAAAAAACAAGAGCUCCCAUGAAGAAAAGCUAUGAAGUCAAACGCAAUGCCAAUGGAGAGAUAAUUGAUAUCAGCCGUUCAUCUCAUGAAGCAAGUGGUACUUAUACGAUGGAGCGCCACAGGUACACCCAUGCUAACUCUCCAGACUUUCAUCGGCUUGUGGUCACAGUGCAGGAAAGUGAUGGUAAUUACAUCCCUUUUGCCUUUGUGCAGUAUCGAUUUGAUGGAAAUGAACACUUUGUUAGGAACAAACCUCAUGGAAAUGCAAAAUCUAAGGAUCCCUUCAUUCCCACUAAAAAAAGCACUCUUGAGAAACUUACUGCUGCAGUUAAAUCUCAAGGUGUAAAGAGGGCAGUUCAUGAGGUUGAGGUGGCUGUUGGGAGUAUGUAUGCAGACUCAGCCUCAUCAUUGCCUCGAAAUGAGAGGCAAGCUAGGUAUCUAAAAUCAAAAGACAAAGAAACCUCCAAAAGUGACCCGGUUUCUGCCUUGUUAGACAUGCAGUUGGAAGAAGAGAAACCAUUUAUUCGAUCAGUCACAGUCGACAGAAAUUCUCCCAUCAUUGUACUGUUCUCAGAUGAACAAAUCAAGGACUUAAAAAAGUUCUGUUGUAAUGAGGACGGACCAAAUUCACCAUUGUGCAUUGACAUGACUUUCAACCUUGGAAACUUUUAUGUCGUCGUGACUACAUACAAGCAUUUACAACUGCUUACCAAACGAAGUAACAAUGAACCUGUUAUUUUAGGGCCUGUAAUGAUGUGCAUGAAAAAAGACAGGCCAACGUACCAAUUUCUUUUCCAACAAAUAAAUUCUCAUUGUCCUGAAAUUAAAGAUCAGUUUAAGGCAUAUGGUACAGAUGUAGAGCUCCCUCUUAGAAAGGCUCUUGAACUAGAAUUUCCGUUUGCUUUGGGCUUUGUCUGCAGGACGCACAUAGUAAGAAAUCUUGAGCACAAGUUGAAGACUGAACUGAAUUUGUCAGACAAGUUCUUUAGAAAAGUAGUUGCAGAUGUUUUUGGAGACAAAACUCAGGAGGGACUUGUACAAUGUACUACACGCGCAGAGUAUGACUUUCUCCUUUCAAAGUUAUGUGUUAAAUGGGACAGAGAUGAAAGUGAGGAACGUGCCAAAAAAGGGGACACACAAGAACCGAAAGCUGCCAAAUAUUUCAUGAAAAAUAAGGCCGACAUUGUGUAUCAUCACUGUAGAUCUGCAGCACUCCGUGAGGUAGGCAUUGAUGUUGAAUUAUUUGAUAACAAUGACCCAGAGAGUAUCAAUGCAUUAAUCAAGAAAUGGGAGAAUGAAGAAAAGAGUGAUAUUCCAAAGUUUGUACGUGAUAUAAAGGAAUUGCAUGACAAGCAAAGGCAUGACAUUUCAAGAGCAUUUUGUGGUACACCUGGUUUGUAUGCUGUCAAAGAGGAUUAUGCUGAGUUU
This is a messenger RNA of Porites lobata, 1611 nucleotides long. Lineage: Eukaryota; Metazoa; Cnidaria; Anthozoa; Scleractinia; Poritidae. The record is from the annotation of a GenBank genome assembly.